This is a messenger RNA of Danio aesculapii, 731 nucleotides long. RefSeq names its product ras-related protein Rap-1A-like. Gene Ontology annotation, cellular component: plasma membrane. Gene Ontology annotation, biological process: Rap protein signal transduction; cellular response to cAMP; negative regulation of synaptic vesicle exocytosis. Bases 125 to 682 code for a protein of 185 amino acids. Lineage: Eukaryota; Metazoa; Chordata; Actinopteri; Cypriniformes; Danionidae. Gene Ontology annotation, molecular function: GTP binding; GDP binding; GTPase activity. The transcript has 7 exons. The record is from RefSeq and is a predicted model, not a curated record.
CCCCAUGUCUGCUGUCCUGUGCCAGUUCGUCGCAGUUCCUUAUCGUCGAUGCUUCCCUUGUUCCUGUCUUUCCUGCCCAGCCUAGUCCAGCACUGCAGGCGGAGGCUGGUAAAGAGACCCUGUCAUGCGUGAAUACAAGCUUGUGGUGUUGGGCUCUGGUGGUGUGGGCAAGUCAGCUUUGACAGUCCAGUUUGUCCAGGGGAUAUUUGUGGAGAAGUAUGACCCUACAAUUGAAGACUCCUACAGAAAGCAAGUUGAAGUUGAUAGCCAGCAGUGCAUGUUGGAAAUCCUGGACACAGCAGGAACAGAGCAGUUCACAGCCAUGAGGGAUCUGUACAUGAAGAACGGUCAGGGCUUUGCUCUCGUGUACUCAAUUACAGCCCAGUCUACAUUCAAUGACCUGCAGGACUUACGAGAGCAGAUCCUACGAGUAAAGGAUACAGAAGAUGUGCCAAUGAUCCUAGUUGGCAAUAAAUGUGAUCUGGAGGAUGAAAGAGUGGUGGGGAAUGAACAGGGGCAAAAUCUAGCCCGACAAUGGAACAACUGUGCCUUUUUAGAGUCUUCAGCCAAAUCAAAAAUCAACGUCCUUGAUAUCUUUUAUGACUUGGUCAGACAAAUUAACAGGAAAACACCAGUGGAAAAGAAGAAAGCAAAAAAGAAGUCCAAUUGUGUCCUCCUGUAGUGCUAGCGUCUGCUCUGAGUAAGGUCUGACUUGUUUUUUUUUUCGACUC